Molecule: messenger RNA, 870 nt
Organism: Zeugodacus cucurbitae (melon fly)
Lineage: Eukaryota; Metazoa; Arthropoda; Insecta; Diptera; Tephritidae
Product: cytochrome b5
Exons: 3
Coding region: 136-501 (121 amino acids)
Cellular component (GO): membrane; intracellular membrane-bounded organelle
Molecular function (GO): heme binding
Source: RefSeq, a predicted model, not a curated record
CAAAUAGGUUCGAUAUCAGUUGAUGUGAGCAGACUGCUGCGUCAAGACGUUCCACACUUGAGGAAUUGCCUUUCGUAUUUGAACACAGUUACAGUUAUUGUUUUUACCGUUAUUGUUGGUGUUAGCUUAAUAAACAUGUCGCAGGAAUACAGUGUUUGUGAGGUGGCACAGAACAACGGACGCGAUGGCAAGCCCGUGUGGAUUAUUAUUAAAGACAGCGUCUACGACAUGACGGAGUUCAUAAAAGAACAUCCCGGUGGUGAAGAAUCCAUACUCGAGUAUGCGGGUAGAGACGCCACAAAAGCCUUCAAUGAAGUCGGUCAUUCCACGGAUGCCAUUAAGGAAAUGAAGUCGUACAAAAUCGGCGUGAUCAGAGCAGAGUGCGCGAAAAUACUCAACACCCAACCAACAGCUACAGCGAAUGGUCUAAAUGAGAAACAACCGCAACCAAAUUGUUGCCAAUCGGAAAAGAAACGAAUUAAAUUUUUCUUCUGCUUUUGAAUAAAAAAAAAAAACGACAAAAGCGUUAAAUUUAGAAGAAUUAGCCCAACUGUGAUUAAACUGAGUUCACUCAUACAUUGCGCAUCGCAACAUGGAUGGUUGGAUCGCAAGUAGCAUGCCUAUAUGGCGAUCUGCAAAUGUGUGAAGUUAUUAAAUUCGAGUAGAGUGUAAAUUAAAAAAAAAUUGUAAUUUAUUAACUUCACUUACAUUAUAAAAAAUGUUGUUGUUGUUAUUGUUUGAAUUCGUACUUAUAUACAUAAUAACAUUAAAUAUAGUUUACGUUACAAAAUAUAAAUUAAUUUAUUGUAGUUAAUAAGUGUAAAAUGCCAAUAAAUGCACAUUCAAAUACACUUAAUUAUAAUAAUAAUA